Zea mays is the source of this 874-nucleotide messenger RNA. RefSeq lists its product as uncharacterized. Lineage: Eukaryota; Viridiplantae; Streptophyta; Magnoliopsida; Poales; Poaceae. The transcript is spliced from 2 exons. The record is from RefSeq and is a predicted model, not a curated record. Gene Ontology annotation, cellular component: chloroplast thylakoid membrane; chloroplast stroma. The coding region runs from base 143 to 709 and encodes 188 amino acids.
UCGAGCGAACCACACACCUUGUGAGGAGGUGAGGCCGCCGAGCCAUUCGCUUCAGCCUUCAGGCCCAUCAGCUUAUCCAUUCUCUCCCUCACGAGUCACGAAUGAAUAGUACACGGCGCUCCCUCCCUCCUCGAGAGCGUGUAUGCGCAGCUGCAGCUCCGCAAGGCAGAUGUUGCUGACUCGUCUGUCCAGCGUUUCUUGCUCGUCAACAGCGCAGCAGUUGCAUGCGGGCGUCGGCAAGUUCGCCGCCGCCGCAUGCUGGAGCUGGAAGAAGAAGCGCGAGGAGCUCCCCUGCUUCAGGGCCAGACUGGCCGGCAAGCCGCCGCGCGCCUCACCGGCGAAGGGCGGCAUUGUCCCGGCCAGCGACGAUGACGACGGCGUUAGCCUCGGCACCGUGAAGCUGCCGGGCAACAUCGACACCGCUCGGUUGGAGUCCUUGCUCUUCCAGAUUUCUUCACCUGAUGCGAUCGACCAGGUGGACAAGGUUGAGGGCGGGAUCAGGCUAGGGUUCGUCGCGGUCGAGGACGGCGCGACGCGGACGCUGGUGUACAUCGAUUGCCUGGUCUCUCCGGCCCCGGAUGGCUCUGGUCCGGUGUUCCGAGCGAUCAGGAACGGUCCUAUGAAGGACAAGGAGCCACCUGGGGAGCCCAGGAUCAUGAGAAGCCUCCUUCAGGCUCUCGAAAAGUCUAUUCAGAUCGCUCGUGUUUGACCGUGUAAACGCCACACGAUCAAGCGCUGCAUCUCUGUAACUAUUAAUUAAGAGCCCUCUAAACCCUGCUAUUCUAGUUGUCUCUUGAGUCUUGACCAUUCCAGGGAAAAAAAUAAACCAAGAAAGUUACAGGAACCAGCACCGUGGUACAGCAUUUCUUCAUUA